AUGGCCACAAAAAGUUGUGACGGCACUGCUCAUCAUUCCUCCAUUGCCUUGCUUCAAGAGAGGUUUAGGCAAUUGCAAAGAGCAAAGGAGAUGAGGAAGGAGAAGGAGCUUCUGAGACUGUUCUCCGAGUCGGAGAGGACUAGUAAUCCGACCAAGCGUUACGAGCCAACGGGGUUGUUUUUCUUCUCCGAAUCCGUGCCUCCUCAUCAUAGGCCGCCUUCUCACCAAGGCUCUAUCUACGUGCAGCAAAAUUUUCAGGGCAAGCAUGGCAACUUCCAAGGCAAUGAGACCAACCCAAUCUUUGCAAACAUGACCUCCACAAGUGGUGCAGCCAUGAAUAAUAGAACAUAUAGUUUUGAUGAUUCGGAUGUAGACACUUCUCUUCACCUGUGA
Molecule: messenger RNA, 393 nt
Organism: Morus notabilis
Lineage: Eukaryota; Viridiplantae; Streptophyta; Magnoliopsida; Rosales; Moraceae
Exons: 1
Coding region: 1-393 (130 amino acids)
Source: RefSeq, a predicted model, not a curated record